AACGUAGAGCAUGUGUGUUGUAUACGGUAGUGUUGUGUCUUCUGUUUCGUGGCGUUUUUGUUCGACAGCGGCAGUAAGUAUAUAUACCGCUGCUACACAGUGUCACAUGGUUUAGUUCUAACCUCUGGACAGUCUGUGUGCAGCUGUUACAUCCCAAACCUGCUGAAUGAAACGUGCUGUGUUUGAAAAAUGAGUCACGCUGACAUGGAGGCGGAAGAAGCUGAAUGGACCAAGGCAAACGUCCAGAAGCUUCUUGCUGCAAUGAAAACCAGCAUUCCAGAAAGUGAGAGAACGAUCGCUUAUAACCGAGGACUGAAAACUCUAGACUGGGAGAAAGUGGCUUUCCCUCCUUUUUCUCCCGAGGAAUGUCAACAAAAGUGGAGAGAGAUAUUUCUGAAGGAUUAAAGGAGAACUUUGGAAACACAUCAGAGGGAAAACCCAGGACCCAUUGCGCCAGCAUAGGGACUGAUGAUGCGGAAGGCUCGCAGCCUCACAGAACUUAUUGUUGAAGCUGAAGAAGUCAUUUCUGAUCCUGUCAAGAACAAAAAGAUCCAUCCAGCGUUCCUGAAGAGACCCAGGCCCGUAACUGCCAUCUAUUUCUCUGAAAACUAUUCCAAGCUUCAGAAGCAGCAUCCAGGGAUGAAAAACUCGGGUUUGAUGAAGAUCGCGAUCAAGCAGUUCAAGAAGCUUCCAGAUAAAAAGAAGGCUCCGUAUGUGGAUCAAUUCAAGAAUUCAUUUAAAGAAUACACUGAAAAGAAGCUGGAAAUAAGGAAAAAAUAUAAAAUAUCCAAUCGGAAGUGCAAAAAAAUAAAGUUGGACCCUAAAAAGACCCCAGCUGUGGAGUUGGAUAAGGAUGAUGAUUGUCUGCCUCCCAAGCCCCCUGUAAGUGGCUAUAUUUUAUUCUGCAAAGAAAUGUCAGAGAAGGAGGAUGUCCCCAAAAAAUCCUGUGUAAGCGAGUGGUCCCAAAGGUGGCGAAAUUUAAGUGAAAAAGAGAGGAGAGCAUACAUCACACGCUGCAAAGAGUUGAAGAACCAGUACUCUACUAAGCUGCGUGACUAUCUAAAGGGGUUUGAAAAGGACGAGCAGCAGCAGAUCCUCCAUGAGAAUAAACUCAAAAUGCCUGUAAUGCAAAAGAUUUCCAAUAAAACAUACAAGGAAUUACUACCUGGCGAGCCCAAGAAGCCAUCCACUUGUGCUUAUUUAAGUUUCUGGCAAGAACAAAUGGAACUUCUGAAAGAGGAGAUCCCAAAUGUACGAAACCGCUUUGCUGUGGUCAGCAAAAUGUGGCACAAACUCUCCAUGAAAAAGAAGGAACAGUACAAAUUAAAAAUACAGGAAAAUCUGAAAAAAUACUCCAUGGAGCUGACGGAGUGGUUUGAGAUGCUGACAGCAGAUGAGCAGGAGGACUAUCGGAAAUGUAACCAUCAUAAAUUGCAAUUUCUGGAUCAGAUGCAUGUGGAAGUUUAUGACAGGGAAGAACUAUAUUUGAAACAACCAUCAGACUCAGAGGAUGAAGCCACUGAUAACAGCAGCAGUGAUGAUGAAGACAAGAACGUACUGGAUUUGAAUGAGGAGGAUGAUGAGGAGGAAGAGGAAGAAGAUGAUGUCAUGUUUGAGAUGUAUUUGUGAUUCAAAUGCACAGUUGAAAGAAAGGCACACAUCAGUUUCAGAGGUGAUUCUGAAUUUGAAGAGAUGCAGAAGUCCUCCAGCAGGUGAUUUUUUUUUAAAUAGCCCAGUCAAUGUUGGCCAUGCCAGCUGGGUUGUACAUCUUUAUGUACAAUCCUUCAGGAUGACAAAACCCUCACAAUCUCGGAUUAGUUACCAUGUAACUGCUGCUUGAUUCUAAUAAGCAGCACUCUCACAAUGUGUGUUCUGUUUGAAUGCUGUUCAUACUGCACACAUCUGAUUGUUGCAGGUGAUAUGAUUAAUAUAUCGACUGUACCCAUAUUUUGCUAUUUUUCUACUGUGAUCAUUAGCAUGCAUGCAUCCCAACAGUACUUCUUUUGCUUUAAAAUUUGAGCCAUAUCUGAGUUUUUAGCCAAUUAUGGCAUACACACUUCAUAUUGUCAUGUCACUUUGUAUUUUAACCUGUGUGAAAUUGAAAAAUAAUGAAUGAAAAAAAAACUAGCAAAAAUAAAGAGGCUACUACUCUGUUUCACAGUGUAUAUUGCGUUUAACAGGCUUACCUUCAUUUGACCGUUUAGAAAAAAAUCUUCCCUUCACAUACAUGGGGUAAAAGCCAGACUUUGGAAGAAGUGCAUGUCCUGCAGAGCCAGUCAAAUGUGGGACAGGAGGGCAAGGAAUAAAAACUAACCAUGACUAGAAGAUUUACUGUCAAUAAGGCUUUCUGAUUUUACAUGUACUUAAGAUACAGUGAUGUGAUUUAAUGGAUUUCUUAUGGUUUGUUUUUAACCAGCAUUUUCUAUUGUCACAGACGUUUUACACGUUUCCAAUAAAUACGCCGAAGCCCGUUUAAA
Archocentrus centrarchus (flier cichlid) is the source of this 2477-nucleotide messenger RNA. Its product is annotated as nucleolar transcription factor 1-like. The record is from RefSeq and is a predicted model, not a curated record. The transcript is spliced from 16 exons. Bases 469 to 1629 code for a protein of 386 amino acids. NCBI's taxonomy places the organism in Eukaryota, Metazoa, Chordata, Actinopteri, Cichliformes, Cichlidae.